AUGGGAGAAAACUCAAGCAUCACCACCUCACCAACCAUUUUCAGCCAUGGAAAUGUGAUCCAACCAACACAAAUGAUUUCGUUCAACCCACCAUCGAAGCUCUCGAUCAAACUGAUGGGAAGCUCAAACUAUUUGACUUGGCAAGCCCAAGUAACCACCCUGCUAUUUAGAUAUGAUCUCCUAUCCUACAUUGAUGGCACAUCUGUUAUUCCUCCAGUGUGUAUUGCAGAUGACAAAGGCAGUCAACUUCCUAAUCCAACAUACAAAUUGUGGCCAAGGCAAGACAACCUUGUUCGCAGUGCAAUCAUGGCCUCUGUCGAUCCAUCCAUUGCGCCACUGAUGUCUCAAGCAGCUACUGCCAAAAACGUAUGGGAUAGUUUGCAAACGACUUAUGCAAACAAAUCUCAAGCAAGAAUUUUUGGACUUCGUGAGUUACUCUCAAACAUCAAGCGAGACUCCAAGUCCAUAAGCGACUACAUGAAAGAAAUUAAAUCCAUUGCGGAUGAUCUGGCUGCCUCUGGCUCACCUCUAAUAAAUGCGGAACUAGUCAUCAAAGUUUUGAGCGGACUUGGAGCAGAAUAUAAAGAGAUCUCAGCGGCUAUACGUGCUCACGAUAAUCCCAUAUCUUUCGAAAAACUAUUUGACAAACUUCUUGCUCAUGAAGUUUUUGUCCAGCACUCAGAAUCAAAGAAUGAGUAG
Molecule: messenger RNA, 699 nt
Organism: Nicotiana tabacum (common tobacco)
Lineage: Eukaryota; Viridiplantae; Streptophyta; Magnoliopsida; Solanales; Solanaceae
Source: RefSeq, a predicted model, not a curated record